Molecule: messenger RNA, 4068 nt
Organism: Anguilla rostrata (American eel)
Lineage: Eukaryota; Metazoa; Chordata; Actinopteri; Anguilliformes; Anguillidae
Product: ETS-related transcription factor Elf-2-like
Exons: 7
Coding region: 1207-2718 (503 amino acids)
Biological process (GO): cell differentiation; regulation of transcription by RNA polymerase II
Cellular component (GO): nucleus
Molecular function (GO): DNA-binding transcription factor activity, RNA polymerase II-specific; sequence-specific DNA binding
Source: RefSeq, a predicted model, not a curated record
AAGUAUAUCUGUCACCUGCAAUUUAAUAGUUUUCCCAAUCCCAGUAAUUCGUUUACAAUUGCCAAAUAACUAGUUGGAGAAAUAAUUUCCUUCAAUUAUUAGGAUUUUAAAAAAUUAAAGUUGGCACUAGUACCGGUCGAAGUCGACACGUGCGUUGUGCCAUUUUAUCACAAAAUCCAUCAGUUUACCCGCUAAAAGGUGUGAAAAUUAGUUACAGGAAGUGUCAGUUGACUGCUGUCACUUCAGGUUACCCGUGGGCAUCUUUUUUUACAGCACGAAGUGAUAAGAGAUCCUAUCAAGAUAAAAAGAAUGUAACCCAAGGGGGUUAUUUCACGGUUCACAACACCCAGAUUCCGAUUCGGAUGUGGUCAGAGUUCUUGGAUGUGAUUGUGAAAAGACAGCUGGUCUUAUGUGCACAUUCAGACCUUGAUACGGGGCUAAACCAGGAAGUGUGAAAUAUUCAUAGCUAUCACAUCUGGUCCAGUUGCGGUCCAGAUUCAUUGCGGUUGUUUCAGUAACGUAAGGAUUUUUAUGGACUUCUCUUCGUCUGGUUGAUCGUACUUUGGUUACUAUAAGAAAUUGUAUCUUUUCAACUUAAGCUUGGUGUACAGACGGAAAUUAAUGCAUUAAAAAAACGACCAAAAAUUCGCCUAAUUUUAAAAUAUGUAAACAUCUAGUUUGCGGUUGGAAAUUUUAUUCGGUGAGACAGGAGCUAGGUACUACAAAAGGAGUCGUCCAUUAUUUAAUUAAAAUUCACUUACGUUGUACCUACAUUUUAAAGUUGAUCUACACGUAUCGAUAUAUGAAUAGUUUUCUAGGUAGCGAGCUACAUUGUAUUCGUUUGAAUGAUGUGAAAUAUUCUGUCUCUAUAUUAGUCUAAAAGAGAAUCACAUGUUGCUUAUAAAAGUGGUAGUACAAAUGCGUGCUAGCCUACAUUUUGAUGUCGAACUGUCACAUUUUCUAGCGGCGACAGAAUACCGUUUUCUCUAACUACUUCAGCUAGCACCGUUAGCCAUCGAAUGGCAGGCAAGUGCUUCCGAGCCGAGGAUUUCCUGUGUUUAGCGCGGAAGGAUCGCGGUAGUGUGGGUAGUAGGUUCUGUGUUUGGCCGAAUUUAAGGUGAUUUCCUGUGGCAGCGGAGUGAUCUCAAUUGUGCCCCUCUAUGCAUUUCAAUGUAACUCAAUGUGAAUCUGAAGCUCUGGAAGAACAUGGCGACUUCACUGCAUGAGGGACCCGCUAACCAGCUCGAUCUGCUCAUUAGAGCAGUGGAGGCGUCGGUCCAUGGCAGUAAUGUCCACUGCUCAGAUAAGACCAUCGAGGCGGCGGAGGCCCUUCUGCACAUGGACUCUCCCAGCAGCCUCAGGGGCGACCGCAGCCCAGUGGAGGUGUUCGUGCCGCCCUGCGUCACCACGCCCGAGUUCAUCCACGCGGCCAUGCGGCCGGACGUGAUGACGGAGACGGUGGUGGAGGUGUCCACCGAGGAGAGCGAGCCCAUGGAGGUGUGCGCCGUCCUGGAGGCCCCGGAGAGCGAGCCGGUCCGCAAGAAGAAAGUGGGGAGGAAGCCAAAGACGCAUCAGUCAGCAGUGUCCAACGGCUCUCCUGAUCUGGGCAUGAAGAAGAAACCCAGAGAAGGGAAGGGUAACACCACGUACCUGUGGGAGUUCCUGCUGGACCUCCUCCAGGACAAGAACACCUGCCCCAGGUACAUAAAGUGGACGCAGAGGGAGAAGGGCAUCUUCAAGCUGGUGGACUCCAAGGCUGUUUCCAAGCUGUGGGGGAAGCACAAAAACAAGCCAGACAUGAACUACGAGACCAUGGGGCGGGCGCUGAGGUACUAUUACCAGAGGGGCAUCCUGGCCAAGGUGGAGGGCCAGCGCCUGGUGUACCAGUUCAAGGAGAUGCCCAAGAACAUCGUGGUGAUUGACGAGGAGAAGGCGGAGCCGGGGGCGGAGGAGCUCCUGAGCGCGGCGAAGUCGUACGAGCGUGUGCCGCCAUCCUCCGACAGCCUGCUGGCCAAGGGGCCGGGCAUCCUGCGGGGGGGCGGCCGAGGCUCCGCCCACUCCCCCGCCAAGGGCAAGGCCUCGCAGCAGCCCCCCGCCGUCGCCCGCGUGGUGACGGUCUCCGGGGUGACGGACGGCGUCGCCGGGCAGCAGCAGAGCCACACCGCCAUCAUCCCCACGGCAACCGGGCCCAGGACGGUGCGGGUGGCCAUGCAGGUGCCCGUCGUCAUGACGACGUCGCUGGGCCAGAAGAUCUCCACGAUGGCGGUGCACUCGGGAAGCCCCGCCCUCCUGACCAGCAGCGGCCCCAUGGGCGGGGGCGGGGCCCCCAAGGUGCUGAUCCAGACCAUCCCCACGAUGAUGCCCGCCACCGCAGAGAACGGAGACAAGAUCACCGUGCAGCUGGCCAAGAUCAUCACCAUCCCCGCCGCCCAGCUGGCGCAGUGCCAGCUGCAGGCCAAGGCGGGCACCGCGGGCACCGCCACGCCCGGCCUCAGCCUGGUGGGGACGCCGCUGUCCGUUUCCAUGGCGCCGGGGACGCAGGUGGUGAGACUGGCGUUGCCGGCGCAGCAGUCGCAGCCGGGGGGGCGGGCCCUGGUCCGGUUGGUCGCUCCCGUUGCCACGGUGCCCACGGUGGAGCAGGACUCAAAGAGCCCCCAGACCCCCAGAGCAGACCCCCCCGCCGUCGUCACGGUGAAAGUGGAGUCCCGGGACUGCUGAGGGCGGGGCCGCCUGGGGGGUGGGGGGGGGGGUGGGGUCAGCGGCUGGAUGGCGGAAGGGACGCUUUUCUUACGUCUUCCCGCUUGGGAGACCGCAGUGACCUCCCCACCCUGAGGGGGCGCUCUCUCUCAAAAAAAAAAAAAAAGUACGCUAUCACAAACCGAGCCCCCCCCCUCGCGCCCGGUACGGUCCGAGCCACGGCACAGAUGCCCCGAGGCUGACAGGGGGGCCCCCCCGCCUCUCACCGCCCGUCCCACGCUGCCCCGCGGGGUAGGGAGGGGGGGUCGGGGGACGGGGCGCAGGAGUCCAACCCACAGAGGAAACAGAGCAGCUUGGGGACCAAGACAAAUCACUACAGUUUCACACACGUGCUGAAAACACAGCAAACACUAAACUCACUUACUGAAACCAAACUGAUCUCGGGUGGGCGGGCGGGCGGGCGGGCGGGCGGGCGGGCGGGAGGGGGGUGCGUGAAUUAAGGUUUGUAACACUUUGUAUAAAAAGAUUUUCACAUUUUCAGAGCAAACCAGCAAAUUGAUAGACUAUCACUGUGCGCACAUAGUAUCCCGGUUCUCGGUGCUAGUGUGGGGAGCUGCGUGGAACCUUCCGGAAGGACGGAGCGGUCUCCGGACCGCUCCCGCAAGGGUAGGCAAAGGGACUUUGUAUGUAUAAAGAUUAUACAGUUUAUGAAAUUUCAAAAACAAUGAAAUCAGCCUUAGAUUAAUCUUUUUUUUUUUUUUUAAGAAUAUGCUUAUUAGCUUUUUGUGUAAAGCUCUUUUUGAUACCUUGUACCAAGCACAGUGUUAUAAAGACUAAGGCGACUUGUUUUUUGUAUUAUAGUUUGGAGUUCUCGUCAGGAGUCUCAGCAAAGCUUUAGCUGUGACUCGCCCCACUUCGUCUGUAGACAUUUCUGUUUGACCCAGCGGUCAGGACAUUUCUGUUUGACCCAGCAGUUUGACCCAGCAGUUGGGACAUUUCUGUUUGACCCAGCAGUUUGACCCAGCAGUCGGGACAUUUCUGUUUGACCCAGCAGUUGGGACAUUUCUGUUUGACCCAGCAGUUUGACCCAGCAGUUGGGACAUUUCUGUUUGACCCAGCAGUUUGACCCAGCAGUCGGGCUUUCUCAAGCCUCACUCGGCAUGGAUUCUAGCAGCUAUUGUAGCUCUUCACUUUCAUAUUUUCCUUAUUUUAUUUUUUUAGUUGAGGGAGAGAGAGGGAGAGACAAUGACUUUUGUGUUCGGACUGAACUAGUUUGUAUAUUCAACAUUUGAAGUAUAUUCUAUUUUGUUGUACUCUUGGUUCAAAGUGUAUUCGAGUAGAUUUUACUGAAAUAUAAAAAGACCUAAAACA